Messenger RNA from Carya illinoinensis, 642 nucleotides. RefSeq lists its product as uncharacterized. The coding region runs from base 1 to 642 and encodes 213 amino acids. The transcript has a single exon. The record is from RefSeq and is a predicted model, not a curated record. NCBI's taxonomy places the organism in Eukaryota, Viridiplantae, Streptophyta, Magnoliopsida, Fagales, Juglandaceae.
AUGAAGACCAAAGCAUCCAGGAUAUUCAAGCAGAUAAUAGCUACGUUGAGCUCAAUGGCCAAGGCUAAAGGCCUGGAUCUCAAGAGAAAAACAAAGGUCAUCAAUUCUCGCCUGAUUAUAUUCUCGUUGCUUCACAAGAAGAAGUUCCUCAUGGUCAAUUCUCUCUCCCACAGUAUUCAGCAAAGAAAGAGCUCCAUCUCUCUGAAGCUCCGUGCUUUGCUUGGUCAUCACGACAAACAUUCCCACGAUGAAGACGACGUCUAUGUUCCAGACCAAGCCCACCCCAUUGUUCCCUACAAAGAUACCAUUAACGCCAUGGCCAUCGAGUCUCUCCCCGACCCAACUCAUACAGAGUUGCUUGAGGAGAAAUAUUACGGCUACUUGGACGAAGCAGAUGAAAAUGAUGAAGAAAAGUAUCUGGAUUUUGAUGAUCAAGAUCCGGUGGUUUCCAUAAUAGACUUCGUGAAGAAUUCAAAGGAAGAGUCUGGGAAAGAACUCAGCCUGGAACUGGAACACGAUAUAGAUCACGCUGCAGACAUCUUCAUAAAGAGGUUUCAUAGACAGAUGUGGAUGCAGAAGCAGCUUUCCUUUUCGGACGCACCAGGAGAUAUCGAUGCUAUAGAGGAGUGCGGAGUCUCUUAA